GAAAAAAUACUUUUUCCAAGAUAAAAUAUUCCCGACAGUUUCUGACUAAUAGUCGGUACGCGCUGGACGCUGAAAAAAAACUAAGAAAUGAAAAAUGUGGUUUUUAAAUUAUGUAUCAAUAAUUUUAAUUUAUAUCAAAAGAUAAAACUAACUUGAUAAAGAUGAGUGAGUCUGUGAAAGUAGCUGUACGAUGCCGGCCAAUGUCCCAACGUGAACUGCAACAAAGAUGCAAGAAUGUCAUCACAAUUGAUCCAAUUGGCAAAACUUGCACUCUUGACGGUACUGAUAGUGGAAAAGUUUAUCAAUUCGAUGCUGCAUUUGGCUCAGAGUCUUCAACUGAAUCUGUUUACGAGGCUGUUGGAUCUGUUGUUGUCGAAGCAGUAUUGGAAGGCUACAAUGCAACUGUUUUUGCGUAUGGACAAACCGGUUGUGGAAAAUCCUUUACAAUGCAGGGAUUCAUUGAACGUGCACUUGAGCAUCUUUUUGAAGCUACAUCGACAAGUAGUCAAAACACGAGAUAUUUAGCGUUGCUCAGCUAUUUGGAAAUUUAUAAUGAGAAACUUCGCGAUCUACUGCAGGACAGUGGUGGUGAGAAUCUUCUUCAAUUGAAGGAAGAUCCAUCGCGUGGUACUUAUGUUGCUGGUGGCCUUAGGGAGACAACUGUUAAAAAUGCCAUCGAAUGCGGACGCCUCGUGGAACAAGGUAAUCGUCGAAGAAUAGCAGCGGCAACAAAAAUGAAUCAAGCAAGCUCCAGAAGUCAUGCGGUAUUAACUCUUUCGUUGGAAGCAAUUGCCAUCAAUGAUGAUGACGACGACGACGACAAUAAACGUAGCAGUGCCGUGAGACGUGGUCGAUUACAUCUCGUUGAUCUCGCUGGUUCUGAACGUCAAACACGAACCGGAGCAACAGGUGAUCGACUCAAGGAGGCUGCAAGUAUAAAUCUCAGCCUCUCGGCGCUUGGCAAUGUUAUUAGCGCCCUUGCCGCUGGUAACGGUCGUCAUGUUCCUUACAGAGACAGCAAAUUGACACGACUUCUCAGAGAUAGUCUAGGUGGAAAUGCGAGAACAUUAAUGAUCGCAUGCGUGAGUCCCUCAAAUGCUGAUGGAGACGAAACCCUAAGUACAUUACGUUACGCGGCACGUGCACGAUGCAUAAAAAAUAAGCCAAUUGUUAAUGAAGAUCCAAAAGACGCUUUAUUACGACAAUAUCAAAUUGAAUUACAAAGACUGCGAAAACUUCUUGAAUCAAGUGAUAAUCCACGAUUAGAUUUAAUGAAUUCCCCUGAUAAAGAUGAGACGGACAAUAAAAAUAAUGACGAAAUUGAAAAUUUACGAAGAGAAUGUGAAAAUUCCAAUAUUUCGGCACAAAAAUUAAAAGAUGAACUAUCGGCACUGAGAUCGCGUUAUGAAUUAGAACCUAAUGUUAAAGAAAUGAAUAAUUAUUUAAAUUUAGAUGAUGAAAAAUCGACAGUAUCAAUUAGUGAUAAUAAAAAUCAGCGUAAGGAAAAUAAUGAAGAAAUUGAUCUACUUGAUGAGAGAAAAAGACGAAAAAGAGAAGCUGCACGAUUGGAAGUUUUAAAAAGAUUGGAAAAAUUAACAAUAGGCGGUGAAGCACGAAGUAAUGAUGAACUUAGACGUCGACGCGAGAGACGACGAAAACGAUUAGAAAUUUUGGCAACUGCUUUAGAGACUGAUUCGCAGGAGGGAACUGGCGCGGCAUUUCAAGUUUAUGGUCAGUUAAAAACCGCCGAAGAAGCGCUCAAAAGAAUGGCAAAAAGAGCAAGGCAACUCGAAAUCGAGGCCGCCGAUCUUCAGGCAUCGUGGGACGCAGAAAGAAGAGAACUUCUGCGACGAGAAUUGUUGGCAUCACAAUUAUGUGACGCAAUGCUCCCUCACCUUCGACCUGGUUGUCCAUUUCGUGAUUUGGAGGCUAUCAGAAACACAGCCACAUGGAGUGAAGAAUUAAAUCGUUGGCGUUUACCAAACGUUUCCAUGGUAUCUCUACGAAUUGCUCUUCCUCCACCUGCUCAAUCACGUGAAUUGGUGACCAAUUGCUUUGACAUCGACUCUAAAUCAGAUCAAAACAAUAAUAACAAUAACAAUAAUAAUAAUAGUAGCAGUAGUAAUAAUAGUAAUAGUGGUAAUGAUGAAGAACGAGACAGUGGAGAUGAAAUUGGCGAAAGUGAACCAAAAGUCUCCAGGUGGAAAGACAUCGCCGACGCUUAUUUUCGUAGAAACAGAAUCGAUGAACUAUUAGCACAUGCACGCGAGGCCAAAACAUUCGAUUCUGGAACGAGAAUCAGUAAAUCAGGUGGUUCAGAUGAAUUAAUUCCAAAUAUAGGAGGAAGUGUCCAUGCUCAAAUAGGUUCUUUAAAUUUACAGACUAGUGUAUCGGCGAGUUCGGAAACAAAUUUCAAAACUCAACGACUUCCAAUUGUCCGACCAACCGGUUGGUUGGCUAGUGAUGACAAUGUCAGUAAAUUGCCAACAUACUCAAGCGUACCGAUAAUAAAAAAACAUCCACCCAGAAUUCUCGAGGCUCUGCCUUCUUACCCUCUUGGAAAUUCUUUCGCGUUACCUUCACAUCUUAAAGAUCGAAGUGUUUCCUCGUCAUUGUCUCCGGAAGACAAUUAUCAAUCACCGUCACCAACAUACUAGCGUUAAUUUUACAUUUCAUGAUCAAAUCAAAAUUUAUAUUUUCAAAAAAUAUUAAAUAAUUAUUUUUUAUAUUUUAAUUUAUUAAAAAUAUUUUUGAAUAAUAUUUAAUAAUUUUUUAACAAAUAUUUUACUUGUCUCUUUAUAAAGGUAAAUAUGUUAUGAUUCUAUCGCUUAAAAUUCAAUAAAGAUCAUGAAAUGUGUAUUUCUCAGUCGUUACGAUGACUAUCGUGUGACCUGAUUGUACAGUAAAUUACAGAGUUCAUCGUCUUGAAAAAAAAAAACUAUAAUGAUCGAAAAAUAGUGAUUUUUUUGUUGAAAAAAGAAAUAUAGAUAAAUAUAUUCAAAUUUUACAAUUUCUAAUAUAAAUUAAAAAGAUUCUUUCAAGAAUUUGCAGUGGCUGUGAGUUAAUGUCUUUAACUAUACAUUUAAGACACACAUAGACUUUAAAAAUGUAAUUCAAAUGAAAAAUAAUUAUUUCUCGACUAUUUUUUGUGUUUCUCAUAAGAAUUCCAGAAAAUUCGAAUGACUUGUAACUAUUUUAUUUUUCCUUGUUAAUAAUAUUUUUGCAAUCGCAAAAAGUCUUAUGGACAAUUAUGACAAACGUAUAAUUUAUCUCUACUUUCAAAAGAAGGAAACAUUUUUUUCUUUAAUAAAAAUAAAAAUUAUAAGUGUA
Leptopilina boulardi is the source of this 3330-nucleotide messenger RNA. Its product is annotated as osmotic avoidance abnormal protein 3-like. Gene Ontology annotation, molecular function: microtubule binding; microtubule motor activity; ATP binding. Gene Ontology annotation, biological process: microtubule-based movement. The transcript is spliced from 7 exons. The record is from RefSeq and is a predicted model, not a curated record. The coding region runs from base 162 to 2657 and encodes 831 amino acids. NCBI's taxonomy places the organism in Eukaryota, Metazoa, Arthropoda, Insecta, Hymenoptera, Figitidae.